Messenger RNA from Anarrhichthys ocellatus (wolf-eel), 2410 nucleotides. RefSeq names its product frizzled-7-like. Gene Ontology annotation, molecular function: Wnt receptor activity; Wnt-protein binding. Gene Ontology annotation, biological process: non-canonical Wnt signaling pathway; canonical Wnt signaling pathway. The record is from RefSeq and is a predicted model, not a curated record. Gene Ontology annotation, cellular component: plasma membrane. Lineage: Eukaryota; Metazoa; Chordata; Actinopteri; Perciformes; Anarhichadidae. The transcript is spliced from 2 exons. The coding region runs from base 95 to 2410 and encodes 771 amino acids.
UCAGGACCGGGUUCACUUUGCUGGUCUGGAACACCUUCAGGAUCAGGACCUUGUUUGUUCUUUUUUGUGGAUUCUGGUCUCCUCCUCGUCCAUCAUGGUGCCACAAAUACCCGGUCUGAGGGUCUGGAUCCCGGUGCUGGUCUCGCUCCUCCUCGUCUCGCACUGCGACUCUCGAGGCGCGUGUGAGUCCAUCUCCGUCCUGCUGUGCAGGGACCUGGUCUACAACCAGACCGUGAUGCCCAACCUGCUGGGCCACACCAGCCAGGAGGACGCGGGUCUGGAGGUCCAGAGGUUCGACCCGCUGGUUCGAGCCCGGUGCUCCAGGGACCUGCAGUUCUUCCUGUGCUCCGUGUACGUACCGGUCUGCACGAUCCUGGAGCAGCCCAUCCCGCCCUGCAUGGCUCUGUGUGAGCGGGCCCGAUCCGGCUGUGAGGACCUCUUGAACCAGACCCGGAUCCAGUGGCCCGAGAGGCUCCGCUGUGAGGACCUUCCGGUAGAGGGGCUCUGCGUGCACGGGUUACACGACCAGGAGAGACCCCCAGAGACCACGACCCAGACCCAGAACUACAGACGCCCACGCCGGAAGAGAUCACGAGACCACCAGACCCAGACCAAGAAACCCAGACACCCAGAGACCCAGACCCAGGACCUCAGACCCACACAUCGAGAGAGACCUGCAGAGACCACGACCCAGAACCGGACCUGUGUCUACUCAGAGGGAUUAAACCAGUUCAGGAGCAGGACUUUAUUUGUACUGAUUCUGGUCUUCUUCUCGUCCAUCAUGGUGGCACAGAGACCCGGUCUGCGGGUCUGGAUCCCGGGCUUCAUUCUGGUGGUCUCACUCCUUCUCGUCCCGCCAUGCGUCUCUCAGCGUGAGAAGGGGAUCUUCAUCCCGGAUCACGGUUUCUGUCAGUCCAUCUCCAUCCCGCUCUGCAGUGACCUGGCCUACAACCAGACCAUCAUGCCCAACCUGCUGGGCCACACCAAUCAGGAGGACGCCGGGCUGGAGGUCCACCAGUUCUACCCGCUGGUUAAAGUCCAGUGCUCCGUGGACCUGAGGUUCUUCCUGUGCUCCGUGUACGUGCCGGUCUGCACGGUUCUGGAUCGGGCCCUCCCACCCUGCAGGUCUCUGUGUGAGCGGGCCCGGCUCGGAUGUGAGGACCUCAUGAACAAGUUCGGCUUCCAGUGGCCCGAAAGUCUCCGCUGCGAGGACUUCCCGGUUCAUGGAGCAGAGCUCUGCGUGGGUCAGAACACGACAGACUUAGAUGACCCCACGUCAGAACCGACCCCCAACCAGCUUGUCUACUGCCCUCGGCAGCUCCAGGUGCCCUCCUACCUCAACUACCGUUUCCUGGGGGUGAAGGACUGCGGCGCCCCCUGUGAGAUCUCCAAACCCAACGGAGUGAUGUAUUUCCGAGCAGAGGAGUUGAAGUUUGGCCGGCUCUGGGUCGGGAUCUGGUCCAUUCUGUGCUGCGCCAGCACUCUCUUCACCGUGCUCACGUACCUGGUGGACACGAGGCGGUUCCGAUACCCGGAGAGGCCGAUCAUCUUCCUGUCUGGCUGCUACUUCAUGGUGGCACUGGCGUACGCUGCCGGCUUCCUAUUGGAGGACAAAGUGGUGUGUAGUGAUUUCAACAGCGACGGAUACAAGAUGGUGGCCCAGGGCACCAGAAAGGAAGGCUGCACCAUCCUCUUCAUGAUCCUGUACUUCUUCGGCAUGGCCAGCUCCAUCUGGUGGGUCAUCCUGUCCCUGUCCUGGUUCCUGUCGGCCAGGAUGAAGUGGGGCCACGAGGCCAUCGAGGCCAACUCCCAGUACUUCCACCUGGCAGCCUGGGCGGUGCCAGCGGUUAAAACCAUCACCAUCCUGGCGAUGGGACAGGUGGACGGCGACCUGCUCACCGGAGUCUGCUACGUGGGGAUCUACGACGUGGACGCCCUGCGGGGCUUCGUCCUGGCGCCUCUGUUCGUCUACCUCUUCGUCGGCACUUCCUUCCUGCUGGCCGGCUUCAGGUCGUUGUUCACCAUCCGCACCAUCAUGAAGCACGACGGCACCAAAACGGCGAAGCUGGAGAGGCUGAUGGUGCGGAUCGGCGUGUUUGGUGUGCUGUACACGGUGCCCGCCACCGUCGUCAUCGCCUGCUGCUUCUACGAGCAGGCCUUCAGGCCGUGGUGGGAGAGGACCUGGCACAUGCAGACCUGCAAGCACUUUGCUGUGCCGUGUCCUGCUGGGAACUUUGCACCGCUGAAGCCGUACUUCACCGUGUUCAUGAUCAAGUACCUGAUGACCAUGAUUGUCGGGAUCACGUCCGGCUUCUGGAUCUGGUCCGGAAAGACGCUGCAGUCAUGGCUCCGGUUUUGUAGAAGACUGAACAGCAACAACCAGGGAGAGAGGACGCUUCAGAGGACGUAG